CAUGGCGGAUACAUGUCUACUCAAUAUUGCUUUGGAAAAUUAUAAAGAAGAAAAACUAUUUGCAGAUGUACAAUCGGUAAAUUCUAACGUUUCAACAGAGAAUAAAAUCAAUUUGGAUGAUACAAAUGAAGUUUGGAAGACAUCAGAAUCAAAUCAUUUACAAUUGUCAUUAAAGGACGUAUAUCCAUAUAAAUUCGAGGACAAUCUACCAGUAAGAAUGAAUCCUUUAUUCGAUAACGAAGCUGCUUUUGGAUCUGAAGAUGUAUAA
Dimorphilus gyrociliatus is the source of this 268-nucleotide messenger RNA. NCBI's taxonomy places the organism in Eukaryota, Metazoa, Annelida, Polychaeta, Dinophilidae. The record is from the annotation of a GenBank genome assembly.